AUGGCAAAGGCAUACACGCAGGAUGAUUUCGAUGAGUUAAUGGAAAAGGUUCAAAAGGUAGAUAUGCGCGAGGCAGAGUAUUUGGAAUCGGCUGGUAGAGACAAGUGGGCUAGAUUGUAUGCAUCUGUUAACCGAGGGUGGACAAUGACUUCUAACAUAGCAGAGUGCAUUAACCGACAUCUUCUAGCAGUUAGAGAACUGCCUAUAUAUGACUUUCUCGAAGAAGUUAGAAGAAUGUUUGGGAGAUGGAAUUACAAUAACCGGAGAAAUGGAACAUACACGUUCACUACACUCGGUAAAAAGUUUCAGGAGAUGCUAUCAAUCAACGAGUAUCUAUGUCUACGAAUGACGGUAGAACCGUCAACCGAAUUCAUGUACACAGUACAUGAUAGAGGACGGCGAUUCAUUCUUAAUUUGAAUAGCAAAACUUGCAGUUGUCGUAUGUUUCAACUAGAUGAAAUCCCCUGCCCGCAUGCAUGGGUUGUCAUUAAAAAGAAAAAUGUGGUUGCUGAGGAUUAUUGCUCUGAUUUGUUCAAACCGGAGACCGUGUUUAAGACAUAUGAUGUACCUGUGGAUCCUCUACCCGACGAGCGUGAAUGGAACAUUCCCAAAAACAUCUUGGAGGAUGUGGUUUUGCCACCAAGAUACAAGAGACCGCCUGGUAGGCCAAAGAAUAGGCGUGAUAAGCCUUUAAGUGAAUUGUUGUUUGGAAAGAGCAGACAUGCUUGCAGUACUUGUGGACAACUUGGGCACAACAGACGUUCAUAUAUCCACACUUGUGGACAACCCCGUAGACAAUAA
Lycium barbarum (goji berry) is the source of this 801-nucleotide messenger RNA. RefSeq lists its product as uncharacterized. Lineage: Eukaryota; Viridiplantae; Streptophyta; Magnoliopsida; Solanales; Solanaceae. The record is from RefSeq and is a predicted model, not a curated record. The transcript is spliced from 2 exons. Bases 1 to 801 code for a protein of 266 amino acids. Gene Ontology annotation, molecular function: zinc ion binding.